Molecule: messenger RNA, 2694 nt
Organism: Phragmites australis (common reed)
Lineage: Eukaryota; Viridiplantae; Streptophyta; Magnoliopsida; Poales; Poaceae
Exons: 2
Coding region: 259-2226 (655 amino acids)
Biological process (GO): regulation of translational fidelity; 'de novo' cotranslational protein folding
Cellular component (GO): cytosol
Molecular function (GO): ribosome binding; Hsp70 protein binding
Source: RefSeq, a predicted model, not a curated record
CCGCCUGCUAGGGUUUUAUGGUUGCCGCCGCGACCAGACCCCGAGCAGCAGCCCUUCAUCGCCUCCGCCCCUAUCCCACAGCGCGGCCGCCCGUCUCGCUCCUCCCCGCCCUUCUCCCGCGGCCUCCACGACACGCCGCCGAGCCGACGCGCGGAGCUCAGAAGAGAUCCAUCCGGACCGCGGUUGCUUCUCUCGGUUGUAUCAAUUGUAUAUCUGGACUCUGGAGUUCUGUUACAAACUUGACAUCGUUGAUCAUAUAUGGAGUCCCAGAAGAGUUGUUUUUUGAUCACUUACUCUCCGGAGAUCAUAGAUGGGACGCCUUUGUAUGUUUCAUCUAACUGCCUGCCUGUAAAAGCUUUGAAAUAUGAACCUGCUGGUCAUUCGUUCCAUGCUGCGGCAAUGAAGCUUCGUGGUCUUUGGGAGCAAGAAGACACAGAAACUGAUGAUCGCAGUGUUUCAUCGGAUGACAAAAGCCAUGAUUUCUCUGCUGCUUCUGAUACCUUUAGCAGCAAAGGAAAGAAGAAGUCUUCUGGUAGUCAACAACAGGAUCACUAUGCAUUGCUUGGGUUGGGGCACUUGCGGUUCUUGGCCACUGAAGAUCAGAUUCGGAAAAGUUACCGUGACAUGGCUCUUAAACAUCAUCCAGAUAAGCAGGCUUCUCUGAUUCUUGCAGAGACAACAGAGGAAGCAAAACAGGCGAAAAAAGAUGAGAUAGAGAGCCACUUCAAGGCCAUUCAGGAGGCCUAUGAGGUCCUCACAGACCCUACAAAGAGAAGGAUUUUUGACUCUACCGAUGAGUUUGAUGAUGAUGUCCCAACAGACUGUGCCCCACAAGACUUCUUCAAGGUUUUCAGCCCAGCCUUCAUGAGAAAUGGACGCUGGUCUGUUAGCCAGCCUAUUCCUUCUCUAGGAGAUGAUGCUACUCCCAUAGAGGAAGUUGAUAUGUUCUACAAUUUCUGGUACAACUUCAAGAGUUGGAGGGAAUUUCCGGAUGAUGAUGAGUAUGACUUGGAGCAAGCUGAAUCCCGUGAACAUAAGAGAUGGAUGGAGAGGCAGAACUUGAAGCUGCAAGAGAAGGCCAAAAAGGCAGAGCAUGCGCGAGUACGGACUCUUGUUGACAAUGCUUACAAGAAGGACCCAAGGAUCCAGAGGAGAAAGGAGGAGGGGAAGGCUGAGAAGCAGAGGAAAAAGGAGGCGAAGUACCUGGCAAAAAAAUUGCAGGAGGAAGAAGCUGCAAGAGUUGCAGAAGAGGAAAGGAAAAGGAAGGAAGAGGAGGCUAAGAAAGCUGCAGAAGCUGUUCUCAAUCAGAAGAAGUUGAAGGAGAAAGAGAAGAAGCUGCUACGCAAGGAGAAAACCCGUCUGCGAACUCUUUCAGCACCUGUAGUUACAGAGAACCACUUUGGUCUGUCAGAAGAUGAUGUUGAAACAGCAUGUGUGUCACUUGACAUUGAACAGCUGAAGAAACUCUGUGACGGUAUGGAGGGUAAGGAUGCAGCUGAGAAAGCCAGAUUGCUGAGAGGUGCACUGAGCAAAGAAAGUUCCUCAAAUGCCUCAAAGGAAGCAAAGAAAACUGAAGCAAAUGGUGUGGAGGGUUCUGCUUCAAAAUCCAACUCUAUGGGAGGAAAAGUGACACAAGGCAACAUAUUGAACAGCUAUGAGAAAAAAGAGAGACCAUGGGGAAAGGAAGAGGUUGAGUUGCUUAGGAAAGCAAUCCAAAAGUAUCCAAAGGGAACUUCGAGGAGAUGGGAGGUUGUUUCUGAGUUUAUUGGGACGGGCAGAUCUGUUGAAGAGAUUCUGAAGGCCACGAAGACUGUUCUUCUGCAGAAACCAGACUCAACAAAAGCUUUUGACUCUUUCCUUGAGAAACGCAAACCAGCGCAAUCCAUUGCUUCACCUCUUUCAACUCGAGAUGAAACAGUUGGUUCCUCAGCUGCGGGAGUUGGGACUGCAUCAUCCAAGGCAGCUGCACAACCUGCAAUCAGCCAGACAGUGAAUGAGAAAACUUCUGCUGAUCCUGUCCCAAAUGGAGCGUCUUCCGCUACAGAUCCAGAUGCUUGGACAGAGGCACAGGUGCUGGCUCUUGUCCAAGCUUUGAAGGCUUUUCCUAAGGAUGCAAGCCAAAGAUGGGAGCGCGUGGCUGCUGCUGUUCCGGGUAGAACUGUGGUCCAGUGCAAGAAAAAGGUUACGGCAAUGAGGGAGAACUUCCGGAGCAAGAAAAGCACGUAGUACAGUGUCAUCGGAAGAACAUUUUGGGAGAAAAGCUAGUCUUUGAACGGCAAUAUUAAUAGAUUGAGCAUCAUGGCUGGUGGUGGCUUGUGCUGAAGGUUUUGCGUGGCAAACCUCUCAUGCCCACCGGUGGUGAGAAUAAUUUUGUUGUUGAGCUGUGACAACUCAUUCAUCCUGCCAGCAGCUUCGUUUUGCGAACUAUUAUUAUUAUUCAAGUUUGGGUCUGCCGAAAGGAGGAAGCCAUUGAAGCUCAUCUACUGUUGAUGGACUAAUGAUUGGCCUUUUCUAGCAAUGGUAUCUGUGGAUUUUGCUUCGGCUCGCUCCUGGGAUUGUCUAUGCUUGGAAGCCAUUGAAAUAUUGCCUGGCACAGAAAAUGUAGAGAACCACAUCUAUUUUUAUUUAUCAACUAAGAUAGAAAUAUUUGUUACAACUGAAAUCUAAUAUCGAAGUGAGCAUUAUUUUGCCUAA